Messenger RNA from Cladocopium goreaui, 929 nucleotides. The record is from the annotation of a GenBank genome assembly. Lineage: Eukaryota; Dinophyceae; Suessiales; Symbiodiniaceae.
GUUGGUAGUUCAGGUGAAAAGACCUGUGUAGUAGCCCCUUGUCACUGCAGUUGCUUUGUGGCAAUGCCGUCAGGUCAUGCCUGGGUGGCUGCGGUUGCAGUUUUGGUGGCUACAGACUCAUCAAUGGUGUGGGCAGGCAAAGACACGCACACCUACAAGAUGGGAGAAGAUGUGGUAGUGUGGACUGACAAGGUUGGUCCUUACAACAACCCACAGGAGACGUACGAAUAUAGCACACUUGGCCUGUGUGAGCUAGAAGGCGACGACAUUGCAGUAGAGCAAGGAGAGCUUUCGAUCGGUGAGACGCUUGAAGGGCAUGCCUUCUUCUCAUCGCCAAGGCUGGACAUCCAUUUCGGUCAAAACAAACCGCAGACGCCGCUCUGCAACAUGAGAUUGAAAGACGAGCAAACCAAGGCUCUGGCUACAAUGAUCAACGACAACUACUGGUAUCAGCUCUACAUAGAUGACUUGCCCAUUUGGGCGUUUGUUGGGGAGCACUCCAAGUUUGCUGUAGACGUCAGUAGAUUUUCCAUGAUGUACCGAGACAACAACAAGUCUCUUCAGAUGCCGUCUGGGUCGGCACCGCCCGUUCCAAAGCAGCUCAAGGGCAAACCUCUUCCCAGAAUCUACACGCACCGGCACUUCACCCUCUUCUACAACAAUGAUCAAAUUAUUGAGGUAGACAUGGAGCCGUCGAGUCCGUGGCCAAUCUACGCGGGAGCUCCAUUGAAUUUCUCGUACACAGUUCUUUGGUUCCCCACCAACAAAGAAUUCAAGGACAGGACAAAUCGAUAUUUGGAUCCGAAAUUCUUUGAGCACAAGGUUCAUUGGUUUUCAAUUGUGAACUCCUUUAUGCUUUGCCUCUUCCUUUGUGCUGUUGUUGCUAUCAUUUUGAUGAAGACCCUCAAGUCUGAGUCUCAGGGAUUGGA